ACCUGCAACUCGCAUACCUCUUGCACGAUGGCUGACGACGGGCUUUCAAUCUACGACGAGAUCGAGAUCGAAGACAUGACCUUCGACGAAGCUCUCCAGAUCUACCACUAUCCGUGCCCUUGUGGCGAUCGCUUUCAGAUCGCCCUCGACGACCUGCGUGACGAGCAGGACAUUGCCGUGUGCCCCAGCUGCAGUCUGAUGAUUCGAGUCAUUUUUGAUCUGACGACUUGCCCAAGCCUCCUCCUACCGGCAACUCUGGCAGCCAGAUCCCCGUUGCCGCUUAAGUCGCCAGAUACAGUCUUCC
This is a messenger RNA of Trichoderma citrinoviride, 304 nucleotides long. Its product is annotated as zf-CSL-domain-containing protein. The annotation marks the transcript as partial. The record is from RefSeq and is a predicted model, not a curated record. Gene Ontology annotation, biological process: protein histidyl modification to diphthamide. NCBI's taxonomy places the organism in Eukaryota, Fungi, Ascomycota, Sordariomycetes, Hypocreales, Hypocreaceae. The transcript is spliced from 2 exons. Gene Ontology annotation, molecular function: metal ion binding.